Molecule: messenger RNA, 1412 nt
Organism: Volvox carteri f. nagariensis
Lineage: Eukaryota; Viridiplantae; Chlorophyta; Chlorophyceae; Chlamydomonadales; Volvocaceae
Exons: 1
Coding region: 76-561 (161 amino acids)
Biological process (GO): response to hydrogen peroxide; response to heat; protein complex oligomerization
Source: RefSeq, a predicted model, not a curated record
AUAUGACAUAACAAAGAGUCUUUAAAGCUUCCUUGCUUAUAUACCUACUUAAAAAGUAAAAGAUAACGAAGCGUGAUGGCUCUCUCCACGGUUGUCUUCGCUGAUCCUUUCUUCUCGGAGAUGGACCGCGCCAUGAACCGCUUCAUCAACAGCGCCCUUGGCAACCCAAUGUCCAGCGCCACGGCCGGCGGCAGCUCGCGAGCCGGUGUCGCCCAGCCGACUCUUGCCAUGGACAUCAUCGAGACGCCCACUGCCUACGAGCUGCACGCCGACACUCCCGGCAUGACGCCCGAAGACGUCAAAGUGGAGCUACACGAGGGCGUGCUGACGGUGAGCGGCGAGCGGAAGAUCUCCCACAGCUUGAAGGACGAGGGCGGCAAGGUGUGGCGCAGCGAGCGCAGCUCCUACAGCUUCAGCCGCGCCUUCACACUUCCGGAGAACGCCAACGCCGAGGACAUCAGCGCCUCCAUCAACAAGGGCGUGCUCAGGGUGACGGUGCCCAAGAAGGAGCCGCCGGCAAAGAAGGAGCCAAAGCGAAUUGCGGUGAAGAGCGCACUGUGAUGGGCAUUGAAGGGUCGAGCGACGAACGAUGACUGAUCUAUCUAUCUAUCUGUUAGUGGCAAAAUGGCUUUGGGGAUAAGUUAUCAGGAACAACGAUAUGGGGCUUUGUGAUCUUUGUAUUGGCCCGGCGUCAUCCAGGCCGUUGCUUUCUCGCCAUCGUGCUGGGUGGUUAGCCGGUAGGUUGGUGGGAAUGUUGGAGCUUGUGUCGGCGCACGUGUGCGUGCAGAAAUGGACUACAGACAUUAUUGGCCGUAGCAGCAGCAGCAGCAGCAGCAGUAGCUGGUGCUUGAAAAUGGAUGCUGCAUCUCAGGACGGGACAGGGAAGAGAGAUGUUGCCGCACUGGUAUCGGUAUCGGUGUGGACGAGCACACUGAGUGCUACUGCUAGCUAGUGCAGGUGGUGCUGGUGGUGGUUGGUCACGUCGUGGGUUAGUCCUUUGCUUUGGUCCUUCGACACAGAGGAGGUGUGAAGUCCAAGCAAAGACUUUUCCUGUGAUGUGUAUGAAAGCCAUCUACUGUUGCAGAGUCUUGUUAGUGAUAGGACCUGCGUGCACCGGUUGCAUGCUGACCAUCAUCAUCAUCAUCAUCAUCAUCAUCAUCAUCAUCAUCAUCAUCGUUUGCAGGUAGUUAGGCUGGCUUAUGUUGGUUCAUAUUGUAGUUUUGCGUCGGCAGGGUCGGCGCCGUCGUGACAAGUUGAAGGACAACGAACGGAACGGAAAGCGGAAACCUCAUGAAUGCCGUACAUCAUAUUGCACAAACGAAUGCUGCUGACUCUUUGAAAUCUUUUGUAACGGGACGUUCGCACCGCCCAGUGCUCCCUGCAUUUUAUCCACUGUACGAUUUGGAUCUAUC